Dendronephthya gigantea is the source of this 1493-nucleotide messenger RNA. RefSeq names its product glycogenin-1-like. The record is from RefSeq and is a predicted model, not a curated record. Lineage: Eukaryota; Metazoa; Cnidaria; Anthozoa; Malacalcyonacea; Nephtheidae. The transcript has 17 exons. The coding region runs from base 220 to 1422 and encodes 400 amino acids. Gene Ontology annotation, cellular component: cytoplasm. Gene Ontology annotation, molecular function: glycosyltransferase activity.
CGUAGUAUUUCGUAAAUCUGUAUCGACACACAGAAAGAACUGAUAUUUUGGCUACAGUUCUACACUUGUAAACAAGCAAACAACCUGUCAUAAAUCGUAAACACCAGACUUUACGAAUUCAGCAACGAAGGCAAUAACAAAUAUUAGAUAUGGAUGAAUUUCGCCUGAGGAAAUUGAAUAACACAAUGUAAAAGUGAGGAAAUGAAGUUUUGACAGAAGAUGUUGACAUUACAGCCUGGUGUUCGAUACGGUGUGAGAAAAUCUCUUGCAAGAUGGUUUUCAUUGGGUCGACAUUGGAUUUUAUCUGGAAGAAGAGCGAUUCUCACGUUGAUAGCUCUUUUUAUUUUCUUCAUCGUUGCACGUCACUUGCGGGUGUUUGACAUCCUCGGCUAUGGCGUAUCGUAUGUUAAAAUAAUUCUCUUCCUUUUAAAACAAGACAACCAGCAUUACUACGAUGUUAUGGUACAAGAAGCUCGGAUCUUAUGGGACUUGCACGUUUUUCAGAAGAAAUACAUGGUGGACUGGUGCACGGAGGUGCCUCAUAGGGACAACAUCACUUGGUUGAUAACUUUGAACAAUGAUGAUUUAGCUACAGGAGCUGUAGCGCUUGGUUAUAUAUUGCAAAGAUUCUCAUGUCAUAGGAAGCUUACAGCAUUAGUAACGAAAGAUCUUAGUGAAAGUACUCGGGAUGUUUUGAAGAAGGUGGGUUAUGAGGUUAUGUUGGUUGAGGGUCUGGAUUGUAACUGGAUGGACCGAAGAAAAGGGAACCCAGGAACAAACAUGGGUAUUCCAGGCACCCACACACGCUUCCAUGCCUGGAAACUCGAGCAAUAUGAAAAGAUUGUCUACGUGGACACCGAUUUUCUUCCCCUCGUCAGCAUCGAUGAACUUUUUGACGUUCCUGCGGAAUUCUCAGCCGUUUAUCACCGUCAGCCUGGAAUAUUUGACACGUGUUUCAACGCUGGAAUCCUUUCUUUCAGACCAUCGAAACAAGUGUUUGAGGAACUGAUAAGCACUUGGACGGAAAUGACCGAUACAAUUGGCUGUCCACACGACCAGAGAGUUCUUUGGUAUUAUUUUGCUUUUCAAGGUCGAUGGAACCCGCUGCCAUAUGUCUACAAUGUUUGGAGACUUUCGUUUUACCCUCUCAAAGGAAUCUGGAGUCCGUUGGUUCGAUCUUACAAAAUUGAUAAUAGUUUAUAUUAUCCAAUGAAAGCCUAUCAUUUCGCUGGGUUUGGUGUGAUAAGAAAACCGUGGGAGGUUAAAAAAAGACCUUCAAGAGGAGAGUCGUCAGCAUUUACCGGGCCACUUUUGAAACGCGAAGACACAAUCGCUUUAUGGUGGCAGAUGUUUUACGAAGCAAUCGAUGAGUUUGACCUUCAAGAAUGGUGGAAAAAAACGAAGAUUUACAAAAACACCUAGCUGGAUAUGUUACAAUUUAAUUUUUAAUUUUAGGUAAUUUAUUUCAGAUUUUAUUACAAUGAAUAUAGAUA